Molecule: messenger RNA, 2034 nt
Organism: Chenopodium quinoa (quinoa)
Lineage: Eukaryota; Viridiplantae; Streptophyta; Magnoliopsida; Caryophyllales; Amaranthaceae
Product: cytochrome P450 71A25-like
Exons: 2
Coding region: 220-1743 (507 amino acids)
Molecular function (GO): iron ion binding; monooxygenase activity; oxidoreductase activity, acting on paired donors, with incorporation or reduction of molecular oxygen
Source: RefSeq, a predicted model, not a curated record
AUUUUAUUUUUUUUAAAAAAUGUUAUUUUGUACUAAUCAUGGUCCCAAAUUGCUAACAUAUGUGGUUCCUAUUCACUAAUCAUACGGAGUAAAUUGACAUGUGCUGAUAUUUAUUUGGUAAAUCAAAUAAAUAAAGGUCAAGAAAUUCUAAAAAAACAUCCCUUCAUUUCCUUAGCACAAACAUUCAGUAAAAUAAGUAAUCAAUCUGCACACAAAAGGAUGCUGCCCAGUAUAGAACAAUUCUUCACAAUUCUUCCACUCAUCUUGUUCUUAUACUUCCUAUACAAAUGGCUUCACACAAAAUCUUCUCUCGGAAAAAGCCUACCUCCUUCUCCGCCAAGGAUUCCGAUUAUAGGCAACCUUCAUCAGCUAGGAAAUUACCCCUACCGCUCUCUUAAACCACUAUCUGAAAGAUAUGGGGAGCUCAUGGUUGUUUAUAUGGGGAAAGCUCCAGUCCUUAUUGUCUCCUCUGCCAAAGCAGCUCGCGAGAUCAUGAAAACCCAAGAUUCAACAUUUUGCAAUAGGCCAAUAUCUAAGUUCCGUAACAAGCUUCUCUACAAUGGCAAGGACGUGGCAGCAGCUCAGUAUGGUGAGAAUUGGAGGCUGAUGAAGAGUAUAUGUGUGCUUCAGCUAUUAAGUAACACAAGGGUGCGAUCUUUUCGAAGAGUUAGGGAGGAAGAGAUGGCACUUCUAAUGGAAAAGAUUGAGAAAUCAUCAUCUUCAGUAGUGAAUUUGAGUGAGAUGUUUAUGACUUUAACAAAUGAUGUGGUAUGCAGGGUAGCCUUUGGAAGGAAAUACAGUAAAGAUAUUAACUUCAUGAAACUCUUAAGGGAGUAUCUAGAAUUGCUGGGUAGUUUUAGAGUUGGAGAUUUUAUUCCGUGUUUGGCUUGGACUAAUUGGCUUAGUGGGUCGGAUGCAAAGGUGGACAGAGUUGUUAAAGAGUUUGAUAACUUUCUUGAGCAGGUUGUUAAAGAGCACCAGGAUCGUCAAGGAGACAGCAGAAAGGGUGAAGAUAGCCAAAAUGAUGAAAUGGCUAAGGACUUUGUAGAUGUUUUACUUGAUGUUCAGAAAGAAAACACAGCUGGGUUUGCCAUUGACAGAGAUAGCAUCAAAGGUGUUAUACUGGAUAUAUUUUCUGGUGGAACUGAUACAACAGCCACAGUCCUAGAAUGGGCAAUGACAGAGUUACUAAGGCAUCCCUUAGAAAUAAGUAAACUGCAAAGAGAAGUCAGAGGAAUUACCGGAGAAAAAGCAUAUGUUAAUGAAGAUGAUUUGGGGCAGAUGAAAUACUUAAAAGCAGUGAUCAAGGAGACCCUUCGACUACAUCCUCCGAUUCCUUUCCUGUCAAAAAGAAGAUCAAUACACGACACAAAGAUUAACGGGUAUGAUAUUCCAGCAGGUAUCACAGUCUUGACCAAUGCUUGGGUAAUCCACAGAGAUCCCGCUUCUUGGGAUGAACCUGAAAGGUUCAAUCCAGAGAGGUUCUUAGAUUCCACAACAGAUUUUAAAGGGCAAGACUUCGACUUGAUUCCAUUUGGAUCAGGAAGAAGGAUUUGCCCAGGAAUUACGUUUUCCAUUGCUAAUAAUGAACUUGUAUUAGCAAACCUCAUGCAUAAAUUCAACUGGAUUCUACCUGGUGGAGCAGAUGGUGAAACUUUAGACAUGAGUGAAUGCAUAGGCCUAACCGCCCAUCAGAAGAUUCCUCUACUUGCUACUGCAACACCUGUGAUUGAAGGUAACUGAAGGUCUUAUUGGUGCUUUACUUAUAGAAAUAAAACAACUAUAAAUAGCAGCCAGAAGAUGCUUCAUGGCUCAUCAGUACUAAUAACCUUGACUAAGACGAGCAUGUACUACCUGUCUACUACUCUACUGGUACUAUCUACUGUAUGGACUAUGCAAUUUUUAUUGUUAUUAGAGUUGCAAUGCAAAUACUUUGUAAAUAAACAAUAUAUAGAAGGUAUAAAAGUGUCUCAAAUAUACACGAAGGGAAUGACUCUAUAGAAGAAGACUUGGAGCAUGUGAAAUACCUGAAAC